This is a messenger RNA of Hippoglossus stenolepis (Pacific halibut), 2247 nucleotides long. RefSeq names its product coiled-coil domain-containing protein 39. Gene Ontology annotation, cellular component: axoneme. Gene Ontology annotation, biological process: inner dynein arm assembly; cilium movement; cilium-dependent cell motility. The record is from RefSeq and is a predicted model, not a curated record. The transcript has 13 exons. The coding region runs from base 89 to 1855 and encodes 588 amino acids. NCBI's taxonomy places the organism in Eukaryota, Metazoa, Chordata, Actinopteri, Pleuronectiformes, Pleuronectidae.
UGAUUCUAAUGCAUGCUAAUGAUGCUAAUUGCAGCUAAAUAGUUGCAAGGGCGCACAGGACAAAUUAAACUCCUCUGUCAAGUCUGCAAUGUCCAACAUAUCCAGAAUGAGGAAAGACAUCCAGGAUAAAGACAAGAAACUCAAGGAGGCCAGGGCGUAUAACACUGCGCUGGAGGAGAAGCGUAAAGAAGUUACUCAGACUGCCCUGAGUGAGGAGGAGAGAGCUGCUCAGAUGGACCAGUUUCUCAGGGAUGAGGACGAGGCAAUCAGGGAGCUGGAUUUCCAGCUGCUUGACUACAGACAUGAGCUGUACCGUUGUAAAGAUCAUUUGAAGGCUCUAAAGACAAAGGAAAGGGAUACUGUCGCCCAUGUUGCCAGGAGCAAAGCCUCCAGGUUGCUGACAAACCAGCUGAAAGAACAGGAUAAUGUCUUAACAAGACAGCGAGGGAUCUUUACUGAGCAGGACUCCAAGAUCAUCAACCUGGAUAGAAAACUGGCCCGGCUGCAAGGAGACUCUCAGCUAGAUGAAACACAAGCAUUUAUAAUGAAGAUCGCUGAGCUGACCAAAGCCUUCGAGGAGAAGAAGUCAGCCAACACGCUGACCAACGUGCUUAAGGAGUCUGAGGAUGAUAUUCGCACAUUGAAGAAAGAAAUGGAAAAGUCCGAAGCUCAAACGAGAGAUGUGACCGAGAAGAUAGUGGAGCUCAACAUUCGCUGUAUUACCAGUGAGAAGGAGCUGAAGGCAUUCCGGCUCAGGAAACAGGAAGAAAUGGUGGAGCUUAACAUCUUGAAGGUAGAGGUCAAGCGCAUUAGAGAUCUGCUGUACAACAAGACGGGCACUGUGCUGUCUUUGGAGAGGAGGAAGCUGGGGCUGCAGAAAGCCUUAAAGGAGAGGGAGGAUGAAAUCAAGGUCUACAGAGAGAUGCUCAGCCAGAUGCUCAAGACCAGUGAGAAGGAGAGACAGAGACUGAACACUGAACUCAAUGAGAAACUGUCCAAGAUCGAAAAGCUGAAGGAUAAUUUUGAAACAAAAACACUUUUGAUGGCGGCUCCUGAGGAGGACGUGGAGAAGUGGCUGGUUCACUGUAUCAUAAAGGCUUCACAAGAGAAAGAGGAGCUCAAACGAAAGGGAGAAGCUGUGGAUGCUAAAAUACGCAAGAUCAAGCAGGAGAACAGGGCUCUGGAGAACACCAACCAUUUGUUCAACAACAGUAGCUCAGCGUUUGAAAAAUUCCUCAAAAAGAAAAGUGAAUCAGGUCCAGAAUACCAGGAAAAACUGAAGUUAGAGGAAGAGUUAGGGGCAGCUGAGGAUACAUUCGAUUUCAAGAAGAGACACGUCCAGGAGCUGCAACAGGACUUAGAGGACACGAACAGUACCUUUGAGAGUCGGCUGCAAGAGGAGCAGCUUGUGAACGAUAUGAUGAAGGACCAACGAUCACUCAUCAACAAACAGAAGAAAGAAGUCACUUCCCAGCAGGAUAAAAUUAACAGAGCAACAAAAGAGUGCUCCAAGCUGACCAAACAGAUCCGCUCAGCUGAAAAUACCAAAUUUGAGACUUUGGAAGAAAUGGACAUUAAACUGAAGGAGUUCAAAGAUUUCAACAAAAUCUUUGAUCAAAUGCUGAGAGAGGUCGUGGGGGACAAGCCGGAUCUCAGACCAGUGCUGGAGGAAAACUUCCUGCAGGCCAAUAUAUCUUUUCCAGCUGCUUCAGUCGGUUCCACCGGCCUCUACAGAUCCAAAACAAACUUUGCCCUCAGCUCUCUCAGGUCUCCUACAUCCUCAACCAGCAGCAUUCAAAUGGUCGCAGGACAUCAUUCCAACAUGUUGACCAAUGUGGAACAGAUGCUGACAUGACCGUGACCUCCCCUAGUUCCACCUAGUAGCACCAGGGAGUUAAAGAAGUCCUUUCUUCUGCAGGCCUUCAACAAUUUGUUGGGACUGCACCCUUGAUUUUGGGAAUGCAUGUCAGCCAUGUUGUCCUUAUCCAUGUCGUCCAAUCUUUGAAUUCAGGUAGAAGUGUUGAAAUUGCAGUGACGUUCAGACGAGGAGACCGUGUCUGUCUCUGUUUGGUAGCGAUUUGCUGGUUUUGUCUUUGAUCCGCUGUUUUCUCACACACUCUAAGAUGUUUCUGUUCUGGACCGCACUUAUUUACCUGGAGUUUCCUGAUAUUUAGCAGCAAAGCAAAAGUGUAGCAGCAUUCUAAUUGAGAACACUGAAUGUCACCUCCUUUUACAAUAAAAUUAAUA